This is a messenger RNA of Drosophila melanogaster (fruit fly), 1247 nucleotides long. RefSeq names its product Bax Inhibitor-1 (gene BI-1). Bases 179 to 892 code for a protein of 237 amino acids. NCBI's taxonomy places the organism in Eukaryota, Metazoa, Arthropoda, Insecta, Diptera, Drosophilidae. The record is from RefSeq and is marked reviewed. Gene Ontology annotation, biological process: negative regulation of apoptotic process; calcium ion transmembrane transport. The transcript is spliced from 5 exons. Gene Ontology annotation, cellular component: membrane; endoplasmic reticulum membrane.
AAACAGAUUUCGUGAAAUACAGAAAGAAAAGGCAAGAAAAUAGAGCCGAGUAGGCCUUACAAAGUAAACAGUCAGUUUUAAAACAUCAGUGCAAACAGUUCUAAUUCACUCCUCCGUUUGACAAACUUAUGUGUAAUAUUACUGGAAACUAGCAAGAGCAAGUGCGAAAAAGACUACAAUGGCAGAUACUGCGAAUUACAUCAACGACCGUUUCCAGACCUUCAUGAACGGGCUCGGUGACCGUUAUGAGCCCUAUGUGCGCGAGCACCUGUCUAAGGUUUACAUGGUCCUGGGCAGCACUGCCGCUGCCACGGCCAUGGGAGCCAUGCUUCAGAUGCGUGACUUUCUCGAUCUUGGAGUCCUGGCGGCGGUGGCCACUCUAGUCCUGGUCUUGGGUCUGCACUUCUACAAGGAUGACGGCAAGAACUAUUAUACACGUUUGGGCAUGCUCUACGCCUUCGGAUUCUGCUCCGGCCAGACGCUCGGACCGCUCCUCGGCUAUAUAUGCAGCAUAAAUCCGGCAAUAAUCCUGUCUGCCCUUACGGGCACCUUCGUCACCUUCAUCUCGCUCUCCUUGUCCGCCCUUCUGGCCGAGCAGGGCAAGUACCUCUAUCUGGGUGGGAUGCUGGUUAGCGUCAUCAACACCAUGGCGCUGCUGAGUCUCUUUAACAUGGUCUUCAAGUCCUACUUCGUGCAAGUGACUCAACUUUACGUCGGCGUUUUCGUUAUGGCUGCCUUCAUCGUCUACGAUACACAGAACAUUGUGGAGAAGUGCCGAAACGGAAAUCGAGAUGUGGUGCAGCACGCUUUAGAUUUGUUCUUCGAUGUACUCAGCAUGUUCCGCCGUUUGCUGAUUAUACUGACGCAAAAGCUCAAGACCUUCAUGGUUUAAGAUAGCUCAAGCCGGAGCCAGUUGCCCAAAAUAGCUCAAUCAGAUUAUCCUCGAAAACAUGCUGAUCACUUUGCAAAAGCUUCCAGUAUAAAAUUCGAUGUGAAAAACCAUUUUAAACGGAGGAGCGAAAACAGAAUGAACGCCGCCAGAACAAAACUAAAUAAACUUUUAUGUGUAACAGCCACCACAAGAAAAACAUCUGACACGGAUUUUGGAGGCAGAUUUCUCAUUCUAGAAAAUUAUUCGCAUUGAAUAUUAAUAAUGCCGUGUACAUUUGGCUUUAAAUUUACAGACAUAUAUAUCCAAUAUAAAACCCAUGAAAUUUUUCCAUUUAAUAAACACCACAAGAAGUAAG